Talaromyces atroroseus is the source of this 786-nucleotide messenger RNA. RefSeq names its product Electron transfer flavoprotein subunit beta. Gene Ontology annotation, cellular component: cytosol. The transcript is spliced from 3 exons. NCBI's taxonomy places the organism in Eukaryota, Fungi, Ascomycota, Eurotiomycetes, Eurotiales, Trichocomaceae. Gene Ontology annotation, molecular function: electron transfer activity. The record is from RefSeq and is a predicted model, not a curated record. Bases 1 to 786 code for a protein of 261 amino acids.
AUGGCCAGCAGUCUGAGGAUUUUGGUCCCCGUGAAGCGGGUGAUUGACUACGCAAUCAAACCACGCAUCAACAAAACACAGACCGGGGUAGAGACAGCAGGCGUGAAACACUCUCUAAACCCGUUCGAUGAAAUCAGCGUCGAGGAAGCCGUUCGCCUUCGCGAGAGAAAAGGUCCGUUAAAAGUCGACAGUAUCCUGGCCCUUUCGGCCGGUGGCGCAAAAUGCGCCGACACCCUGCGCACGGCCAUGGCGAUGGGAGCCGACAAGGCAUUGCACAUCGAUGUUCCAGAAUCCGCCGAUGGCGGGCCCGAGCCAUUAACCAUCGCGAAGCUGCUACAGGGCGUCGUGCAGAAGGAAAAUAUCAACUUGGUCCUGCUAGGCAAGCAGGCCAUCGAUGGCGACCAGGGACAAACGGGACAAAUGCUGGCGGGAUUGCUGGGCUGGUCGCAGGCGACUCAGGCCAGCAAAGUCGACAUCAAAGACGAGAGCGGCACUGUCGAGGUCACUCGCGAAGUCGACGGCGGUGUCGAGACGCUAAAGGCCAAGCUGCCCAUUGUUAUUACCACUGAUCUCCGACUUAACGAGCCACGAUAUGCUAGUCUACCCAACAUUAUGAAGGCCAAGAAGAAGCCUCUCGAGAAGAAAUCGCUGGCGGACUUUGGCUUGGAGGAUAAGCGACGCCUGAAGACUAUCAAGGUUACAGAACCACCCCCAAGGCAAGGCGGCGGUAAGGUCGAGGAUGUUGACGGACUGGUCUCUAAGCUCAAGGAACUGGGGGCUCUUUAG